Messenger RNA from Fomitiporia mediterranea MF3/22, 1085 nucleotides. RefSeq names its product NAD-binding protein. The transcript is spliced from 5 exons. Bases 97 to 1077 code for a protein of 326 amino acids. The record is from RefSeq and is a predicted model, not a curated record. Lineage: Eukaryota; Fungi; Basidiomycota; Agaricomycetes; Hymenochaetales; Hymenochaetaceae.
UGAUUGCGAUCGCUCGCUCUUGACUAAUCGAGGACUUGUCCGAGAUGCUUAAAAGUCAGCCAGUUUUGCACAGGUCCCUCAGGCUGCAAACCCAUCAUGGCACGCUUUGAUCCAGUCAAGGACUUACCUGACCUCACGGGCAAAGUCGCGAUUGUCACAGGUGCAACCGCGGGUAUUGGAUAUGCUGUUACGCAAGGAUUACUGCGCAAAGGCGCGACCGUCUAUCUCGCUGCAAGAAAUGAGAGUAAAGCUAUAGGGACUAUUGCGCGUUUAGAGGCCGAGGGCCUCGGUCCUGGAAACGGGAAGCCAAUAUUUCUUAAGGCCGUAUUUGACGAUCCCAGGAAUGCAAAGAAAUCUGCGGAAGAGUUUCUGGAUCGAGAGUCCAGACUUGAUAUACUAGUAAAUAAUAUAGCACGGUUGGUAGUACCGUAUGAGCGCGAUCCACUGGGAUUGCCACUGUCAGUCUCAGUCAAUCACUUUUCACCGUUCGUGUUCACAAAUACCCUCCUGCCUCUGAUGAAGCGGACUGCAUUACUCCCUAAUACGGACGUGCGGAUUGUCAACAUGUCUUCAGACUCCCAUGCCCGGGUAUCAAACGUCCAGCUCAAGACCAAGGACGACUUCUACUUUCCAAAAGUAGUCGACGGAUCAACUUCUAGUCAACACAUGCAUUAUGGCUUCACGAAAUUAUUGAAUAUACUGUUUACUCGUGAGCUUGCACGUCGACUUGCAGCUUCCUCCCAAGACGGGGGAUCCAAUAUCCUGUGCUUCAGCGUUCACCCUGGUUGGAUCACGACGGAAGGGAAUUUGGCCCUCGGUAAUCGCUAUCCUUGGCCACUCUCAACGCUUGUGUGGCUUAUAGUUCGUUACCUGUUCCUUGCACCGGAAAAGGGCGCGAAUUCCGUGCUCAUCCCGGCAGCGGCACCAAGCAUACGGAAAGAAGCAAGCAAGUACCAUGGACAGUAUCUUGUACCUUAUGGCAAAAUCGGCCCAGCGUCGAAAGAUGCUCUAAAUGAUUCUCUUGCAAAGGACGCGUGGGAUCUGACGGAACGAGUUUUAUCCGAGUAUGGCCUGUAAUAUGGAAU